AUGUCCACGACACUCUUCACCACGUUCGCUUGCGGACACGAAGAACGUUCAGCCACCCGAAUCGGCGAGGAACAAGGACCAGGAGUGAUGGGAAUCAUCCGAAGAAUGAGCUGCAAGAAUAAAUCCGGGGCUGUGAUUGCAGAUUCCGCGCUUUUGUGUACAACUUGUCGGGAAAAGCCACAUCCAGAACCACUCAGAUCUCAUCCGGUUAUAAUCAUCCAUCCACGAGAACCGAGACAGCUUGCCACUAAUUCCGGUCGCUUCUUCUACGGAUGA
Molecule: messenger RNA, 276 nt
Organism: Botrytis porri
Lineage: Eukaryota; Fungi; Ascomycota; Leotiomycetes; Helotiales; Sclerotiniaceae
Exons: 1
Coding region: 1-276 (91 amino acids)
Source: RefSeq, a predicted model, not a curated record